AUGGAAAAAAGUCGCAAGAAAAUUCGGCUAUUCGAGCAAGAAAUCGAGGUUCUGCAACGGCCUCAUUGUCGUAUUGUGCUCAAAGGUCAAAAAAAGUCAGAACUACAAAACGAUUAUCGAUCACUUCAAGCCAGACUAGAAGACGCUUGGAAUCGACUGCAUAUGCCCCAGUCUCAACGAGUGUCGUUGCUCGCAAAUAUCUGUCUCAUGGCUGAUGACCGAUGCGAAAUGCUGAUCGUCUCGCGAUCAACUUGGAAAUAUGUAGAGCUGUGGGAACAAGCCGCUCAAGAUGUAGCACAACGUGAAUCCUUGAUCGUUCAAGAAGCAAACCUUGAAAUCGGGAUUAUGGAUCCGAAUUUGUCAGACAAAUCAGAGGCUAUUGCUCAACGUGUGACCGUUGCUGAACAGAGAGGCAUUCUGCAAAAGGGUGAACCGUACUUGGAAAAAAUGGCUCACGACAGAAGUAAUCUGCAAUACCAUCUGCAUAUGUUUCGUACCGAGAUUCACACAAAGAUUCAAAAUGUGACGGGUAGUGAACUGGACAUUUUUUCUAUCUGA
Echinostoma caproni is the source of this 558-nucleotide messenger RNA. NCBI's taxonomy places the organism in Eukaryota, Metazoa, Platyhelminthes, Trematoda, Plagiorchiida, Echinostomatidae. The record is from the annotation of a GenBank genome assembly.